AUGAUUGCCGCCAACGAAACGCAGACUGACUGGUCGGCACCCAGCCAAAAGUCCAUCGAUGAUGAUCGCCCGAUCAAAGUGAUCUGUAUAGGAGCAGGUAUCUCUGGCAUGCUUACAGCCAUCCGGUUCCCUCAGAAGAUCAAGAAACUAGAGCUUGUGAUCUACGACAAAUCGGACGACAUCGGUGGAACGUGGCACGAGAAUCGGUAUAGUCACCCAGCCAUAGUGCUAUACACGUUCCACGCCAUGGAUACUAAAAACAUGUGUUCCAGCUACCCUGGUGUGGCCUGUGACAUUCCUGCGCACAGUUACCAAUUCACAUUUGCGAAUAACCUCAACUGGAGUUCUUUCUAUGCCGCGGGCCCAGAAAUCCAUCGCUACCUAAAGAAUGUAGCACGGCGAUACGAUGUUGAGCGCUACGUCAAACUCCGACAUCUUUUCCUUGGAGCCCAGUGGCAGGCGUCGGACGGAAAAUGGGAGGUUGAGAUUGAAGAGCUCGAGAAAGGAAGAAAAUUCACUGACCGAGCAGACAUCUUGAUCAAAGCCACCGGAAUUCUAAAUAGGUGGGAGUGGCCGGACAUUCCAGGCCUUCGCAAUUUCAAAGGGACUCUCCUCCACUCAGCGGAUCGAAAGAGCUGGGAGACCCGGCUGGAUCCCAAGGGGAAAAGAAUAGCUGUUAUCGGAGGUGGCUCAUCAGGAAUCCAGAUUGUGCCUCAGCUCCAGCCCACCGCGGCUCGAAUUGACCAUUAUAUGAAGGGUAAGACAUGGGUAUCACCAGUUGGCUACGGAUCCGACAAAUCCAACCGAGGAGUGACGGAUAACUACAAAUAUUCGGCCGAUGAGCUCAGGAUGUUCCGUGAGAAGCCCGAAGAGUAUCUGAGAUAUCGUCGGGAAAUUGAGCGAAUCAUGAACGCCAAACCCGAAAUCUUGUUCAAGGGCACCGAAGAGCAAAAGGCCUUCUUCGCGCUGAAUGACGAGUCGAUGAAGCAGAAACUCUCCAAGAAGCCACACAUCUAUGAGAGCUUACGACCGGACUUUUCGCCGUUCUGCCGCCGGCUCACGCCUGGCCCCGGCUUCUUAGAAGCGCUGGUCGAGGACAACGUUGACUUCAUCGGCUGUGGCAUCGACACCGUGGUGGAGAACGGUAUCAAGGCGAAUGAUGGAAAAGUGCGCGAAGUGGACGUUAUCAUCUGCGCCACAGGCUACGACACGUCCAUGGAAAACGAACCACCCAUCGUUGGACUCGAUGGGACGACUCUCGCCGACAUAUGGAAUCCCGACCCUCAAGCCUACCUCUCGAUUUGUGUACCGAAAAUGCCAAACUUCUUCAUAUACUUUGGCCCGAAUGGUGGCGCCGGAUCCGGGUCGGCGAUAUUCUUCCUCGAGUCGGUGACACUCUACCUCGUCAAGCUUGUGCAGAAGAUCCAGCGAGAGUACCUAAAGUCCAUGGUCGUUACUGAGCAAGCCACCAGCGACUUCGUCAGACACGUCGACGAAUACUUUUCCAAAACAGUUUUCACCGAAACCUGCAAAUCCUGGUUCAAACGCAACAAGCAGAACGGCCGUGUCACCGCGCUGUGGCCUGGCGCUUCUAUACAUACCCAGAAGGCUCUGGAAAACCCCCGCUUCGAAGAUUUCGAAUAUGAAUAUCUCGAAGCCUUGGGCUCCAACACCAUGGCGUGGCUGGGCAACGGAACAACCGUGGCCCAGGUGAGUGGACAGGAUACCACGGAUUACCUGGUGGACAAUGACAUUCCGCCGCCUAUCGUGGAGGGGAUCCAUGAAUGGGACAAUGAUGACCAAGGAGGCUCACCCUUGACUUUACGACACACCUUGCAGUCGACGUUUCCAAGGCUGUGGUGGGAGGUCUGUAGAAUUUCCGGCCAGACUUGUCAAAAUCUGGCGCAGACAACGAAGCCGGCCGAGUAA
Messenger RNA from Fonsecaea multimorphosa CBS 102226, 1929 nucleotides. RefSeq lists its product as uncharacterized. Bases 1 to 1929 code for a protein of 642 amino acids. NCBI's taxonomy places the organism in Eukaryota, Fungi, Ascomycota, Eurotiomycetes, Chaetothyriales, Herpotrichiellaceae. The record is from RefSeq and is a predicted model, not a curated record. Gene Ontology annotation, molecular function: NADP binding; N,N-dimethylaniline monooxygenase activity; flavin adenine dinucleotide binding. The transcript has 6 exons.